CAGAGAGUCCCUCCACCUAGAACCGGCUCAGCUGCAGUUAGGCACCACACCACCAUUAUUUUCCUUCUCUCACACACAGACGUGUGAGUAGGAGAAGUAGGAGGCUAAGAUCAGAAUAGAGCGGAGGAGAGCAGAGGGAGGCGCGCCCCAGCCGGUACUCUGCUCCAAGGAUUUGAGCUUCAGGCAAGAAGAGAUACCAGGUGGCCAAGAUGACUGCCGGUUUCCAGCUUGGCGUGAUCGGGUCUCUCGCGCUCUCUGUGGCAUCGUCUGUCGCCAUUGUCAUCUGCAACAAAGCCCUCAUCAGCACCCUUGGCUUCCCAUUCGCUACAACAUUAACAAGCUGGCAUCUCAUGGUGACCUUCUGCACCCUCUAUGUGGCACAGCGCAUGCACUUCUUCGAACCCAAGGCGAUCGAUGGACACACGGUGGUACUAUUCGGGCUGCUGAAUGGUACCUCGAUUGGCCUUCUCAACCUUAGUUUAGGGUUCAACUCCAUUGGAUUCUACCAGAUGACAAAGCUGGCCAUCAUACCUUUCACAGUACUGUUGGAGACAAUCUUCCUAAAGAAAAGAUUCAGUGAGAGUAUCAAGUUUUCUCUGCUGGUUUUGCUGCUUGGAGUUGCCAUUGCUUCUGUCACUGACCUCAAGCUAAAUCUUCUUGGGUCGAUUCUUUCUGGCCUCGCCAUCGCCACUACUUGUGUUGGCCAAAUUCUCACAAAUACAAUACAGAGAAAGUUGAAAGUCACCUCAACGCAGCUUCUGUACCAAUCUGCACCUUACCAAGCAGCAAUUUUGUUUGCAACUGGCCCCUUCGUGGAUCAACUCCUUACUAACCGCAGCGUCUUUGCCCACCAAUACACUGCUCCAGUUGUGGGCUUCAUUAUUAUGUCUUGUCUGAUUGCGGUGUCCGUGAACUUCAGUACAUUCCUUGUGAUAGGCACAACAUCGCCCGUGACAUACCAGGUUCUUGGGCACCUUAAAACAUGCCUGGUUCUAUCAUUCGGCUACACCUUGUUGCACGAUCCCUUCACCAUGAGGAACAUAUUGGGCAUUCUCGUGGCCAUAUUCGGGAUGGCACUCUACUCCUGCUUCUCGGUGAUGGAGAGCAAGAAAAAGUCAGCAAUUGAAUCACUUCCAGUGUUGUCACAGAAGCCUGAGAAGGAGACUGAGCCACUCUUGGAAACCAAAGACGACAGCGAUAUCAAGAAGGCAAAUGGCGUAACCCAUGAGUACUAAGCAUCUUGUCUUGUUUAGCCUAGCCCAGCUCUACCAUCAGUACAUAUGCACAGUGUACGUUGCACGCCUACUCUUUUUUGUUUCCUCCAUUAGGUAUUCAUAAUUAUUAUCGAGUGGCACGAGAAGCAAAUGUACUGGUAUCUGUUUAGCUGGUGUAUAAUUUGACGUGGCAGUAGACGACUCGAUGUCGCCGCAACCGAAAUUGUAUAGAGGCACCAUAUGGUUCAUUUGGGGGAGAUCGGACUUCAAGAAA
Molecule: messenger RNA, 1488 nt
Organism: Lolium rigidum
Lineage: Eukaryota; Viridiplantae; Streptophyta; Magnoliopsida; Poales; Poaceae
Product: UDP-xylose transporter 1-like
Exons: 8
Coding region: 210-1235 (341 amino acids)
Cellular component (GO): Golgi apparatus
Molecular function (GO): antiporter activity; UDP-xylose transmembrane transporter activity
Source: RefSeq, a predicted model, not a curated record